This is a messenger RNA of Stylophora pistillata, 1460 nucleotides long. RefSeq lists its product as uncharacterized. NCBI's taxonomy places the organism in Eukaryota, Metazoa, Cnidaria, Anthozoa, Scleractinia, Pocilloporidae. Gene Ontology annotation, molecular function: ATP hydrolysis activity; protein binding; ADP binding. The record is from RefSeq and is a predicted model, not a curated record.
AUGGAGGCAAACAUCGUCCGAAUAAAAUGUUUUAGAAAUGAGCUUUCUCACAUUUCCUCUACCGGAAUUGCAAACGCUGCCUUCGAAGACAAGUGGAACAAGAUAGCGUCGUCUUUAGAGGCCCUUGAAAUGAGUGUUCAGCGAAAGAAGCAUGUAGAGAAAAUGGAAGCGUUGAAGAACGAUCCCAUUGAUCACGACGUCCGGUGGCGUUUGGAGGAACAACCUAAGAUAUGGGAAAGGGUGCGGGAACAAGAAAAGAUUGACACGACAAUUUUCAGCCCCCGCAGCUGUUUACCGGACAAAAUAUCCGAAGAGAAUAUAUUUGGCCGUGACAAAGAAAUAAAGCAAAUCAAAGAUAUGGUUGUGAAAGGAGACCCUGUUGUCCUGAUCACUGGUGGACCCGGAUUUGGAAAGACAACUGUGGCAACCGCAGCGGCUCAUGAAAUGGUAAAAACAGAGAAUGACAGGAUUGUGCUGUUUUGCAGUCUGUCGUCAACAAAAAGCUUGAACGAGGUUGCUACAGAAAUGAUCCAUUCAUGCGGAGCCGUCCAAACGAAUUUGCCCGAGAAUCCAGUUCAGUGGCUCAAAAACUGGAGCAAACAGAUCCAAACUCAAGUGACUUUUGUCCUUGACAAUGCAGAUGACAUCCUCGACUCUGACGAUCGAACAUCAUUCCAUAACCUCAUGUAUUCCUUGCGAAUGCUUUCGGAGCAAAAAGUGACGUAUGUCAUUACCACGAGAAAGUCAUUUGAAGAUCCUAAACUUCAGACCAACGAAGUGAGACUAAACCCGUUAUCAACCGAAGAAGCAGAGAGAAUCCUUGUGUCUCGCGUGUAUGACCAAAAUGUCCGAAAGAGGCUCUGCAAGACGGAUGAAAUAGUUGAACUUUGUGGCUGUGUACCCUUGGCUCUCUGUGUCGUUGGAUCAUUGCUUCUAGAUUACUCCGAGGAAAAACUAAUAAAAAAUCUUAAGGAUCAACCUUUCAAGGUAUUGGAAGAUGAUCAGUUGUCAGUGGGAAAGGCAAUAAAGACUUCCUUUGAUCUCUUGACGGUAGAUGAACAAUGCGCUCUUGUUCUUAUGUCUGUGUUUCCGGGCUCUUUUGACUCAGAUGCUGCUGAGGUCAUAGUAGAAGCUUGUGCAAGCUCUGAAACCCUUCCUAUUUCUAUCCUUCGUUCUUUGAAAAACAGAUCGCUUGUGGAGCAACCAAGUUCCCAAAGAUAUCAGUUGCAUUCACUGAUUAAAGCCUUCGCGAAAAAUGUCGGUCGAUCAGCGUCGUCUUUGGCUAAAGGAGAGAAAGUGGCAUGUGCUCAUUACAUGUCUCGCCUCGCUGAAAACGCCGAUUGUUACUGGGGUAAGGACACUUGCAAGCAGUCCCUCGAUUCCUUUAAUGAAGACAGGCACAACUUUGAGCACUUUCUUCAAGCCUUCGCUCAAUGGAGGUGAAGUGAGGGCUUUGUGGC